Messenger RNA from Nerophis lumbriciformis (worm pipefish), 8488 nucleotides. The record is from RefSeq and is a predicted model, not a curated record. NCBI's taxonomy places the organism in Eukaryota, Metazoa, Chordata, Actinopteri, Syngnathiformes, Syngnathidae.
CGCUUCUGUGCGUCUACUUUAAGGACGCUGGUGUGUGUUGGAGCGGCGCCGCUGGCUGGGGCUUGGAACGGUGCGAUGAUAAUAGACGCAUAUGCGGUAGACAACACACCUUUCACUCAGCGAAACACCCACGAAACAGCUUCCGGACGCUCCUCGGCGCACCUUUAACCACUUGGAGCGAAGUGCCAGCAGUACCAUGUCCAGGCCAAUAGGGGCGGGCAUCAACGAUGUCACCCGCUUCCUCACGUCGGGGGUGGGGCCCACCUCCCCCGGCACCAACGCUCCCAUGUUCUCCGCCUCCAGCCAGGCGGACUGGGCGGCCAAGCGGCUGGUGUGGGUGCCCUCGGAGAAGCACGGCUUUGAGUCGGCCAGCAUCAAGGAGGAGCGCGGGGACGAGGUGGAGGUGGAGCUGACGGAGACACAGAAACUGCUGCACCUCUCCAGGGAGGAGAUCCAGCGCAUGAACCCACCACGCUUCAGCAAGGUGGAGGACAUGGCCGACCUCACCUGCCUCAACGAGGCGUCCGUGCUGCACAACCUGCGAGAGAGAUACUACUCCGGCUUGAUCUACACCUACUCUGGCCUCUUCUGCGUGGUGGUGAACCCUUACAAGAACCUGCCCAUCUACACCGAGUCCAUCGUGGAGAUGUAUCGAGGAAAAAAGCGUCACGAGAUGCCGCCGCACAUUUACGCCAUAUCGGAGGCGGCGUACCGGAGCAUGCUUCAAGACCGAGAAGAUCAAUCCAUCCUCUGCACGGGCGAGUCUGGUGCAGGGAAAACAGAAAACACCAAGAAAGUCAUUCAGUAUUUGGCUCAUGUGGCCUCCUCUCACAAGAGCGGACCUCUGGGGAGGACUAAAGAACCUCUACCGAAAAUGACAGGCACUCACUCCCUGACCAGAGGCAGCACUCUGGCCCACAGGACUUUGCAAUAUGGAGAGCUUGAGAGACAGCUCCUGCAAGCCAACCCCAUACUGGAGGCGUUUGGCAACGCUAAAACGGUGAAGAAUGACAACUCCUCCAGAUUUGGUAAAUUCAUCCGCAUCAACUUUGACGUGGCGGGGUACAUCGUGGGCGCCAACAUCGAGACCUACCUCCUGGAGAAGUCCCGGGCCACCCGUCAGGCCAAGGAGGAGCGGACCUUCCACAUCUUCUACCAGAUGUUGCACGGCUCCUCUGAGGAGACUAAAAAGGACCUGCUGUUAGGCACCGCAGACCAGUACCGCUUUCUCAGCGGGGGUUCCAUAAAUGUCCCCGGUCAGAGUGACUCUGAGAACUUCACCCAGACCAUGGACUCCAUGGGCAUCAUGGGCUUCAACCCGGAAGAGUUGAUGUCCAUGCUGAAGGUCAUCUCCGCCGUGCUGCAGUUUGGGAACAUCUCCUUCACCAAGGAGAAGAACCACGACCAGGCCUCCAUGCCCGAUAACACGGCGGCACAGAAGCUCUGCCAUCUGCUGGGCAUCAACGUGCUGGAGUUCACCCGGGCCAUCCUCACCCCCAGGAUCAAAGUGGGUCGGGAGUAUGUGCAGAAGGCCCAGACCAAGGAACAGGCGGACUUUGCCGUGCAGGCCUUGGCCAAGGCCACCUACGAGCGCCUGUUCAGGUGGUUGGUGCACCGGAUCAACAGAGCUCUGGACCGCAGACAACGGCAGGGAGCCUCCUUCAUCGGCAUCCUCGAUAUCGCCGGCUUCGAGAUCUUUCAGCUGAACUCCUUCGAGCAGCUGUGCAUCAACUACACCAACGAGAAGCUGCAGCAGCUCUUCAACCACACCAUGUUCAUCCUGGAGCAGGAGGAGUACCAGCGCGAGGGCAUCGAGUGGAACUUCAUCGACUUUGGCCUGGACCUGCAGCCCUGCAUAGACCUCAUUGAAAAACCAACCCACCCGCCCGGGGUCCUGGCCCUGUUGGAUGAAGAGUGCUGGUUCCCCCGAGCCACCGACCGCUCCUUCGUGGACAAGCUGACUGGCGAGCAGGGCGGCCAUCCCAAGUUCUUCAAGUCCAAGCAACCUCGCGGGGAAGCAGACUUCUCCAUCAUCCACUACGCUGGCAAGGUGGACUACAAGGCCAAUGACUGGCUGGUGAAGAACAUGGACCCUCUGAAUGACAACGUUGCUUCUCUCCUCCAUCAAUCAUCCGACCAUUUUGUUUCUGAGCUGUGGAAAGAAGAUAUACAAACUCUCCCUCGUGUUUACUUCUUUGACUCUUAUAGCACACUGCAGGAGAAUGGCUCGGACAUGGACCGCAUCAUCGGCAUGGAGCAGAUGGGUGCGGGGGAGAGCAGUGGUCCGGUCACCUUCGGAGCAGGGGGGCUGAAGACCAAGAAGGGAAUGUUCCGGACCGUGGGCCAGCUCUACAAGGAGUCCCUGGCCAAGCUCAUGGCCACGCUGAGGAACACCAAUCCUAACUUCCUGCGCUGCAUCAUCCCCAACCACGAGAAGAGGGCCGGCAAGCUGGCACCUCACCUGGUUCUGGACCAGCUCAGGUGCAACGGGGUCCUGGAAGGGAUCCGCAUCUGUCGACAAGGCUUCCCCAACCGCAUCCCCUUCCAGGAGUUCAGACAGAGAUACGAGAUUCUGACUCCCAACGCCAUUCCUCGCACCUUCAUGGACGGCAAACAGGCUUCAGAGCUCAUGAUCAAAGCCUUGGAGCUGGAUCCCAACCUGUUCCGCGUGGGCCAGAGCAAGGUGUUCUUCAGGGCUGGCGUCCUGGCUCACCUGGAGGAGGAGCGAGACCUGAAGAUCACCGACACCAUCAUACGCUUCCAGAGUGCGGCCAGAGGCUACCUGGCACGCAAGGCCUUCAUGAAGAAGCAGCAGCAGCUGGGAGCUCUGAGGGUGAUGCAGAGGAACUGUGCUGCCUACCUCAAACUCAGGAACUGGCAGUGGUGGAGACUCUUCACUAAGGUGAAGCCACUCCUGCAGGUGACUCGUCAGGAUGAGGAGAUCCAGGUGAGAGAGUCUGAGCUGCUGAAGGCCAAGGACAAACUGACCCGGGUGGAGCAGGACUUUGUGGACCUGGACAAGAAACACGUGCAGCUGAUGGAGGAGAAGGCGGUGCUGGCCGACCAGCUGCAGGCGGAGGCGGAGCUGUUUGCCGAGGCGGAGGAGAUGAGGUCCAGGCUGGCCAGCCGCAAACAGGAGCUGGAGGACGUGCUGACGGAGAUGGAGAGUCGGCUGGAGGAGGAGGAGGAGCGAGGAACGCAGCUGACCAACGAGAAGAAGAAGAUGCAGCAGAACAUUCUGGACCUGGAGGAGCAGCUAGAAGAGGAGGAGAGUGCCAGGCAGCGCCUCCUGCUGGAGAAAGUCUCCCUGGAGACCAAAGUGAAGAGUCUGGAGAACGACCUCCUGACCACGGUGGAGCAGAGGGAUCGCCUCGGCAAGGAGAAGAAGCAGCUGGAGGAGCGUCUGAGCGAGGUGACGGACCACCUGACCGAGGAGGAGGAGAAGAGCAAGAGUCUGAACAAGCUGAAGAACAAACAGGAGGCCGUCAUCGCCGACCUGGAAGACCGGCUGAAGCGCGAGGAGCAUGGCCGCCUGGAGCAGGACAAGUGGAAGCGGAAGAUGGAGGCGGAGGCGAUGGAGGCGCAGGAGCAGCUGUCGGACCUGGGCAUGAUGUCGGGCGAGCUGAAGGGCACCCUCACCCACAAGGACAAGGAGAUCAGCACCUUGCAGGGCCGGUUGGAGGAGGAGGGCACGUGUCGGGCGGAGUCCCAGCGGGCGCUGCGGGAGGCCAUGUCCCAGGUGUCGGAGCUGAAGGAGGAGGUGGAGAACGAGCGCGGCAUGAGGGAGCGGGCGGAGAAACUGCGGCGGGACCUGGGGGAGGAGCUGGAGGCGCUGAGGACGGAGCUGGAGGACACGCUGGACACCACGGCGGCCCAGCAGGAGCUCAGGUCACGUCGGGAGGCGGAGUUGGGCGAUCUCCAGCGUUGCAUCGAAGACGAGACACGCCGCCACGAGUCGCAGCUCUCUGAGCUGCGGGUCAAACACAGCUCGGCCGUGGACAACCUGCAGGAAGAGCUGGACAACAGCAAGAGGGCGCGUCAGUCCCUGGAGAAGGCGAAGGCGGCGCUGGAGGAGGAGCGUCAGAGUCUGACGGCGGAGCUGAAGAGCCUCCAGGCCAGCCGCACGGAGAGCGAGCGCGGCCGCAAGAGGGCGGAGGGUCAGCUGCAGGAGGUGACGGCCCGCCUGGGUCAGGCCGACCGCGAGAAGGAGGAGCGAGAGGAGCGAGUCCACAAGCUGCAGAGUGAAUGUGAGAAUCUCUCCAGCAACCUGUCCUCCUUUGACAGCAAAUCCCUCCGUCUGUCCAAAGAAGUCAGCAACCUGGAGAGCCAGCUGCACGACACGCAGGAACUACUGCAGGAGGAGAACCGUCAGAAGGUGUCUCUGGCAUCAAGGGUGCGAGCGCUGGAGGAGGAGAGGAACGUUGUGGUGGAGAGACUGGAGGAGGAGGAAGAGAAAGGCAGAGAGUGGACUCGUCAGAUCCAGACUCUCAGUCAGCAGCUGAGCGAGAUCCGCAAGCAGUCGGAGGAGACCAACACGGCGGUGGAGUCGGGCGAGGAGGCCCGCAGGAAGCUGCAGCGAGAGCUGGACGGCGCCAUGCAGCGGGAGCGCCAGCGGGAGGAGGAGAAGGAGCGCGUGGAGAGGCAGCGGGAGCGUCUCAGGGAGGAGAUCGAGGACAUGACUCUGGCCUUGCAGCGGGAGAGGCAGAACUGCAUGGCUCUGGAGAAAAGGCAGAAGAAGUUCGACCAGUGUCUGGCCGAGGAGAAGGCGGUGAGCACUCGCGUGGCCGAGGAGAAGGACCGAGCCGAAGCGGACAGCCGAGAGAAAGAGACGCGAUGUCUGUCCCUGACCCGGGCGCUGCAGGAGGCCCAGGACCAGAGGGAGGAGCUGGAGAGGUCCAACAAGCAGCUCCGCACGGAAAUGGAACAGUUGGUCAACCAGCAGGACGACGUGGGCAAGAGCGUCCACGAGCUAGAGCGCACCCGUCGCUCGCUGGAGACGGAGGCAGAGAGCCUCCGCGCUCAGACGCAGGACCUGGAGGAGGAGCUGAUGGAGGCAGAGAACUCCAGGCUGAGGCUGGAGGUCACCCUGCAGGCCCUGAAAGCUCAGUUUGAGCGGGAGCUUGGCAGCAGCGAGGAGAAGGGCGAAGAGAAGCGGAGGGCCCUCAGCAAGCAGGUGAGGGAGCUGGAGAUCCAGCUUGAGGAGGAGCGCAGUCAGCGCUCCCAGGCGGUCAUGUCCAAGAAGCAGCUGGAAGCCGAGCUGCAGGACUCCGAGGCGCAGAUGGAAACGUCCAGCCGCAGCAAGGAGGAGGCUGUCAAGCAUCUCCGGAAGCUGCAGGGUCAGCUGAAGGAGCUGCUUCGAGAGCUGGAUGAGACCAAGAUGACUCGGGACGAGGUGAUCGCACAGUCCAAAGACAACGACAAGAAAAUCCAAACCCUGGAGGCCGAAGUCCGGCAGCUCACUGAGGAGCUGUCUGUGUUCGACCGCCAGAGGAGACAGGCUCAGAAGGAGAUGGCGGAAAUGGCCGAGCAGAUUUUCAACAACAGUUCUGGAAAGGCGCAUUCUGACGAGAAGCGUCGGCUGGAGGCCAGAGUCAGCCAGCUGGAGGACGAGCUGGAGGAGGAGCAGACCAACUCUGAGAUCCUGAGAGAGCGGCACAGGAAGAUGACGUCACAGGUGGAAACCAUGAACGUGCAGCUGCAGGGCGAGAGGACGCUGGCCCAGAAGGCGGAGGCGGCGCGGGAGCAGCUGGAGAGGCAGAACAAGGACAUGAAGACCCGGCUGGAGGAGCUUGAAGGCACCGUGAGGGGCAAACACCGACUCAGCGUCGCCGCCCUGGAGGCCAAGAUAGAAUCCAUGGAGGAGCAGCUGGAGCAGGAAAGACAGGAGCGUGCCAUCGCCAACAAGCUGGUGAGGAAGACGGAGAAGAAGCUGAAGGAGGUGCUGAUGCAGGCGGAGGACGAGAGGAGACACGCAGACCAGUACAAAGACCAGCUGGACAAGUCCAUGGUGCGCCUGAGGCAGCUGAAGCGGCAGCUGGAGGAGGUGGAGGAGGAGAACUCGCGCUCCAACGCUCAGAAGAGGAAGCUGCAGAGAGAACUGGAGGAGCUGACGGAGAACAGCCAGAGCAGGAUGCGCGAGAUCAGCAGCCUGCGGAACCAGCUCAGCGUCCCUGAAUGGAGGCCAGAGCAACGAGCAGUGUUGCCCGUGACGAUGCGAGGGCGGCGGGCGCUGCUGGACGAUUACUCCCUGGACAACUCUGACUCUGAGGAGCCCCCCGCCUCCCCCACGCCACCCCCAGGGAUGCCCAGGACCCCGCCUCCACCCGCAGACCUCAGCUUGGAAACCACAGCGGCUUACAGCGUCAACAACACACACCAAUGAUGCACACACACACACACACGUUUAUAUGAGGGGGCCAAUGAUACACACACACACACACACACACAUGUUUAUAUGAGGGGGUGUGGGGGGGCACUUUGAUAACAUUUUGUACAUGAACAAUAUGAAUUUAUGCUAAGCUAACAAGCAGUGUUUCCCACAGAACUGCAAUCUAUUUGUGGCGGUGGCUCAUUUGCAUAAAUGGCCUUUGUUAAAGAGCGUGCUUUCAGGCCCCGCCCCCAAAAGUCCGUCAGGGCCAGCUUUUUUUCCCCAAAAAGAAGUUUUUAUGCUAUAAUUUUUGGCUAAUUUGACACUUCAACACAAAGUUCAUGGUUUCCUUUAGAAGUGUGCUAGCGGUUUCUUUGUUAGCAUGCUAAUCUAACAUUCACUAGCUAGCGUUUCAUGCUAGCAAUUUUUGUAUCACAGCACAAGAUGUUGCAGUACAGUAACAGAUACUACUCUACAGUACCAAGAUGUUGCAGUACAGUAACAGAUACUACACUACAGUACCAAUAUAUUGCAGUACAGUAACAGAUACUACACUACAGUACCAAGAUGUUGCAGUACAGUAACAGAUACUACACUACAGUACCCAGAUAUUGCAGUACAGUAACAGAUACUACACUACAGUACAAUAUAUUACAGUACAGUAACAGAUACUAAAAUUCAUGGAUUCCUUAAGAAGUGUGCUAGCGGUUUCUUUGUUAGCAUGCUAAUCUAACAUUCACAUGCUAGCGUUUCAUGCUAGCAAUUUUUGUACUUUUGAACCUGAUGGGGGAUUUCAGCUUACAUGUUGACAUGCUAACAUUAACGUGCAUUGCUAACACUUUAUGUUAGCAAUGGAGCAUAUUUUAUUUUGCGCCGUUUUUGUUUUUUGUUGUACUUUGUACGUCCAUGAUUAUCUUAAAUGCUGUAUAAAAUUUUCGCAUGUUAUAUUAUUAUUAGCAUGCUAGUGUUUUAUGCUAGCCAUUUUUGUACUUUUGAACCCAGUCAUGCACGGUGCCAUCUUAAAAGUAUGCAAGCUGAUGUCAUGCUAACAUUAAUAUGCUAACGUUUUAUGUUAGCAAUUCAGCUCAUUUUAUUCGUGCUGACCUAAUAAUUGUGGAUUUUGUUUUACUCUGUGCCAUCUUAAAAGUAUGCUGGCUGUUAGCAUGCUAAUCAUGUAUGCUAGCAUUUCAACAUGUUAACUUUACGAUGCUAACAUUUUCAGCUAGUUAUUUAGCAUUUUGCACACUUUAAUUUUUACGUGAAUAAUUAUCGAUUUAACGAUUCAUGCUAGCAUUCCAGCUAACUUUGUACUUUUAACCUAAUCAUGGACUUCGUUACAAAUACGAUAGCUCUUCUCGUGUUGACAUUCUAACAUUCAUAUGCCAACAAUACGAUGCUAACAUUUUAUGCUAGCAAAACAGUUUUUUAAAUUGAAUUUUAUACAUACAUGAUGUGCUUAAAUGCUAGUAUAAAAUGUUAGCAUGCUAACAUUUGCGUAUUAACAUUAGCAUGUCUAGCUAAUUAGCUAAUUUUGUACUUUUUAGCUUAAUAAUCAUGGAUUUCUUUGAAAGUAUGCUAGCUGUUUACAUGUUGACAUGCUAACAUUAACAUCUUAGCAUUUUAUGCUAGCAAUCUAGCAGUUUUUUAUGUUAUACGAACAUAAUUCUUACAGUUGCAUAUUAACAUUAUCUUAGCAUUUAGCUAAUGUUGUACUUUUUAACUUUCUAAUCAUGGAUUUGUUUUGGUGCUGUCUUUAAAAAGUAUGCUAGCUGUUGACAUGCUUAACAUUAACAUGUUAUCAUUGUAUGCUAGCAAUUUGGCAUAUUUUUUUUAUUUAAUACUCACGUAAUUAUCUUAAACGCCAGUUUAAAAUGUUGGCUAACAGAAUGUUUAUUGAAUACGCACAUAAUUAUCUUAAAUGCUAGUAUAAAAUGUUAGCAUGCUAAGAUUGGCACACUUGCAAGCUGGCGCCGUGUCACCAAAUGAAGUCGGACCAGGUGUGUUCAGAAGCAGUGUUACCUUGUGAGGACACAGUCCCAUCAUGAUGUGUCAAAGGCCGCCACAAAGAAGUGAAAGUGUGGGAAACGCUGCAAUAAAAGGAAAGAAGCAGCACCCCCCCCA